Messenger RNA from Clupea harengus (Atlantic herring), 3630 nucleotides. It is a transcript of the gene vax2, whose product is annotated as ventral anterior homeobox 2. The record is from RefSeq and is a predicted model, not a curated record. Gene Ontology annotation, molecular function: RNA polymerase II cis-regulatory region sequence-specific DNA binding; DNA-binding transcription factor activity, RNA polymerase II-specific. Gene Ontology annotation, biological process: neuron differentiation; central nervous system development; regulation of transcription by RNA polymerase II. NCBI's taxonomy places the organism in Eukaryota, Metazoa, Chordata, Actinopteri, Clupeiformes, Clupeidae. Gene Ontology annotation, cellular component: nucleus.
ACCCACUCUACUGCUCUCUCUGGUCAACCGGGGACCUCUGCUACUUUGUUUACCAAUCAUAUGCUACAUAGCGUCGAGAGGAAAUUGCGUCAUCGCUGACAGUCAAUUUAAAAAUGUAUCCUGCAAUCAAGAUUAUGUCCACACAAAAGUACUGCAGUCUAAUAGACACCACCAACACACUCUUGGCUCAACGGGGCAGUAUUUUGAGGCUGUUUUGUGCAUGCUGCAUGUUCCAGUCACACUGUUGGUUCUUCGGUGCUGAAUACAACAAUUUCCUCGGUUAAUUCACCCCUCCUCCGUGUGAUCUCCAAGGUUGUUAAAUGAGAAAACGUACACUGCCCUAGCCGAAGAGCCGUGCACCUCCAGUUCCAGGGGUACGGACAUGCUAUAAGAUCACCGCUGCAAGAGUCGAGCCUUUGCAGAGUAACGCGACGGAGCAGUGCAGCAAAAGAUUGAAACUUUUUAUUUUAUUUGCGUGGAUUUGGUGAUUUCGCCGCCGUGGAGUUGUCAUCGCUGCUAGUGCGCCGUCUUUCAAUCUACUCAUACGUGGUUAAGCGGAAAGGCACCUCCCCGCCGCACAGACUCUGAAGUAAAGUCCCCCUCCACAUAUACAAUAUGCAUUACAGGUCUAACGCCGUCCUGUAGCUGAAGAGGGUCCCUCGCCUUGUCCAACGGGCCCCCUUGGUUUUCAGCUCACUCACUGGACGCCGGAUUGUGCCCGAUCAUGCCCAGACAUUUGGCGAGAAACUUGCUGGACCUGGUGGCUGCUUCUUAAGUGGAUGUAUUUUGGGGAGUAUGAUGGCCCUAUUCCUAAAUGCGUCGUAAAGAAGUAAAAGAAGAGUAACUGAGUGGCAUUACACCAACAAGGGGAACGAAAUACACAGCUAAUUGCACAUUUAAAAACAAUUUAACGAAAAUUCAAUGUUCGAUCAGGCCACGAGCAUGGGCGAUGGGGUCGCCGAGGAGAGAAACCACCACUGUGGCACAAACUUGCUGUGCCGUGACCGGGCAAGAGACUCCAAAAACCGGACUGAUUUGGGGAGUCGAUCUCCGGUGCAAAGCACUACCGAUACCCCGGGGACAUCCGCGUCUACACCGACCUCCUCAAGCGAAGACGGGCAGGACAAACUUUUAGGAGUGGACCCGGACUACUGCAGGCGAAUUUUAGUAAGAGAUGCCAAAGGCACCAUCCGGGAGAUCGUGCUGCCAAAAGGCCUCGACCUCGACAGGCCCAAACGCACGCGCACCUCCUUCACCGCGGAGCAGCUGUAUCGACUCGAGCUGGAGUUCCAGCGCUGUCAGUACGUGGUGGGCCGCGAGCGCACCGAACUGGCGCGCCAGUUAAACCUCUCCGAAACUCAGGUGAAGGUGUGGUUCCAAAACCGGCGCACGAAGCAGAAGAAGGACCAAACCAAGGACACGGACAAGCGCUCGGGCUCGUCCUCCGAGUCUCUGGCCACCUGCAACAUCCUGCGCCUGCUGGAGCAGGGCCGCCUUCUCUCCGUGCCGGCGCCGCCUCCGCCCAACGCGCUGCUAAGCGCCGCUCACCAUCACCACGGCAACGGCUCCCUGCUGGGCAGCCCCGUCUCCUCCUCGUCCUCGCCGCCUGGCAUCAACACGUCCACGCCCCCGUCCGCCUCCUUCGGCCUGUCACUGUCCUCGCUGGGCGGCGCCCCGCCCUCGCCCCGGCUGGGCAUGCCGCCACCGCCGUCACUGUGCUUCGCCAUGCCGCUGCUGGCCGGAGGCCACCACGAGCUGCCCAUCGGCUACGGCUGCGGCUCCUCGGCCUUCGAGCCCUACACGCGCCUGGAACGCAAGGAGCCUGACAUGGGGGGCAAGAAGAGCGUCUCCUAAGACUGCUUUGCAACGCCGCUCCACACACACACACACACACACACACACACACACACACACACACACACACGCACACACACACCCCCCAACACACACACACACACACUCUCUCCUGUCCUGUUUCAUCACUCGCUCCACUCUUUCAGCUGAGUGAGGGACUGAAGGAGAACAUGGGGGAGGAGGAGAGGAGGAGAGAGUAGGAGAGAGGAGGAGAGAGAGUGGGAACGAGUUUGCAGGAGGGAGGGAGAAAAGAUGAGAGAAAGGAUGAGAGUUUCUGCCGGCAAAUUCUGCUCCCCUCUGCUCCCCACAUCUCAUCCUUUUUCUACUGCUGCUGUACCUCGCCAGCUACGGGGACUAAUCCUGGACUAAAUGGAUCUAUGAUAAAAGAUAAUGUAUGUGAAUGUGUGUUUUCACGUGUGUGUGUGUGUGUGUGUGUGUGUGUGUGUGUGUGUGUGUGUGUGUGGAGAGGAGAGUGCUUCCUCUUAAGUUAACUUAGCUAACCCUUUUACCAGUGUGUGUUGCUGUGUGUAGCCUUUGUGUUGAUUAUGGGUGAUUGAAAGGAGACUGUGAUUGAGAGUGAGACUGUGAUUAUGGCUGACUGAGAGUGAGACUGUGAUUGAGAGUGAGACUGUGAUUAUGGCUGAUCGAGAGUGAGACUAUGCUUAUGGGUGAUUGAAAGUGAGACUGUGACUAUGGCUGAUUGAGAGUGAGACUAUGCUUAUAGGUGAUCGAGAGUGAGACUGGUAACUGCUUGUGUGUAAAAAUGUGUAAAUGAUCAAAAUUCUCUACCCCAGGAAUGCAGACAAGGAAGAGAAAAAAGAAAACAAACAAAGAGAAUAAAUAGGAAAAGGAAAAUCAGAACCAUGCGACUAAAUGGUUCUGAGUUGUGAUUUUUAUUUUCUCUGCUGCUCUAAAGGAGAUGAUUUAUCGGGUCUCUGUGACGAGCAUUUAACCAUUAUGUGUGUGUGUGUGUGUCUGUGUGUUUUAGAGACAGAGAGAUGUGUUUAGUCAAUAAGAGUUACACUUGAAAAGGCGAGAAACUUCACUGAGAAGAAAGAGGACAUUGCUUACAGUCCAGGUCGCUCACUGUAAAAUGGCUCAUCACAACAUAAAUAUGUGUGUUUGUGUGUAUAUGUGUGUGUGUGUGUGUGUGUCUGUGUGGAAGUGUGUGUGAAUGUGUACACGCCGGGUUAUGAGAUGCUAUGAGAAAACUACCCUGAAGCUGAACCUGGCUUUUCACAGGCACCUGCAUCAAUGGCUUGUAUACAGUGCGGAAUGAUCCGGAAAAGGUCAGGGACCAUUUAGUCUCAACACUGUUGUGCACACGCUCUCCCCUCAGCGCAUAUCUCUCCUUUUUGUCUUGGCCUGUCUGUCCUCAUCUGCUACUUGUAAGUUUAAUUCACCGAUGAUGGCUUCGCUGCACCCGAGGGUCCAUAUCAUUGGCCCAGCCACACAGCGCUGUUGCCCUGGUGGACAUGAUAGCUGACUAAUGAGCUGUUUGCCGAUGUAAUUGACACAAAGGGCACGGAGUGGGAGAGAGGGCUAGGCUGGGCCUGGCCAUUCCUCAUAAUCUCUCCUCGCCGGAGAAAGGCUGCGUGGCACAUUAUAGAAAGACGUGUGCUUAGAUCCAAUCACGGAGGCCAUCUCCUUUUAUAAUCUCCCCAGUAUGAGGGACUCUGUACCAAUGUGGCACUCUUUUGGAGGAUUGCGCGGAGUCUUUUGAAAGACAGACACGCAGACAGACAGACAGACAGACAGACAGACAGACAGACACAG